AUGGAACCUUCUGCAGCCCAAAAGGAUGACGAGGAAGAGGUAAUGGAUGGCGUGGCUAAUGAUAUGGAGGUGGAGCUCAAAAAACUGGAAGUGUUUGAAUUGGAUUUGCAACAGGGAGAAGACCAGCAGUCGAAGAGAGAGGAAACUGGGAGGCAUCAUCCCAGCACACCAGGCGAAAAAUCCACAGGAGAGGAAACCAGAGAAGAAGAAAUUGGAGAUGAAUAUAUUUUGAAGGUAGUCCAAGACCAAACAACGAAUCAGCAUCAGGUAACCACCAGCACAACUCUGUCAACAGAAUGUGGUAUAGAAGACGAGCUUGCUUUUCCGCAACCAAGGUUGACUUGUGGGCAAAAUCUGCCAGAUAUGGCUACCAUGUAUCCAGGGGCGUAUGCAGUGGCCCCUGGGACUGAUAUCCAGAGAAUCACAACACUCAGUCGUUCGAUAUUGGGGCCGACUGCUUCUUCUGAUGAGCUGUCUGUUGCUGAUAGUUCUGACGAAGGAUUGGCGGUGGCAAACAAGGUUGAAGAAACUGAAGAACCUACACAGUUUGCUAGACCUAACAAUACACAUCGGAAAAAUGGAUCUACUUCUAUGAAUCUCAUGAUCCUUGUUCUCAUUGGUGGCCUCCCCAUGGUUGGAGUGAUUGUUGGUUCCAUCUGUGGGGCUGGUCUCUGCAGCAACAAAGAAGGCGAUGUGGAGACUCAGGCUCCCACUUCAUUUCGAUAUUUUGUUUUGGAGGACUUUCAAAACAGAAUUGAAGAGGCUUUUGGACCUGACUAUUUUUACAACAAUGAUGAGCCAGAACCGAACCAGCCAAAAAUCAAGGCUCUUGAUUGGAUUGUGUUUGAGGAUCCUCUGCAGCUCAACCCAGAUGCCAGCAAUCUUCUUCAGAGGUUCAUCUUAUCGUUAACUUACUUCCAAACAUCCCGGAAGAGUGAUUGGCUUACCUGUUCGCCAUCUACAACUGCAAAUGAUGAAACAUGUUGGAUUCAAAUCUUGGAUUGGGAAUCAUUGGCAAGUCGGUGGCUUAUGGGUGCCCAUGAAUGUCACUGGGCAGGAAUUUCUUGUGACGGAGAGAAGAACAUUACUCAGUUGCAAUUCAGGGACAAUGGAUUGAACGGCCCUCUGCCCACAGAACUUGCAAGUCUUCCAGCGCUGGAAAAAAUAGACUUUUAUGGGAACCAACUGACAGGAUUGGUUCCAAGCAUGUAUGGCAGCUUCCUUUCCCUUUCUUCGCUGAAUCUCGCCAACAGUCAACUGUCUGGUAGUAUUCCAUUUGAACUGUUUCGAAACGAGCUCUCCUUGCUAUCGCUUGGAAACAAUUCACUAACAGGGACAGUGCCCACAGAAGUUGGGCGCUUUGAUGGGAUUGCACUUCACUUUGGUUCAAAUAGCUUGUCCGGUUCCAUCCCUACAGAGCUCUUUCAGACUGGCAAAGGAAGUGAUCUCAGAAUUUUUUUGCAUGACAAUAAGCUUACAGGAACUCUACCCACUGAAAUUGGAGCAUUGCAUGGACACAAUCAACUCCUGGUCUAUUUGCAAGGGAACCCUUUGCACGGAACCAUUCCAUCCGAAAUAGGACUUCUGAAAGGCUCUCUGGGAGAACUUGAUAUCAGUUGGACCAAUAUGGAUGGUGCCCUACCGGAGGAACUCUUUACAGAAUGUACCAACUUAUUUUUGCUUCGUGCCUCCAACUGUGGCUUGACUGGGACAAUCAGCACUGGACUGCAACGUUGGACAAGGCUAAACACCUUUGACAUCUCCAACAACAAGUUCCAUGGCACCAUUCCAUCACAGCUUUCUGCUCUGACAAGUCUAGGUCGGCAAGCCCAAAGUAGACUGCUCUUGUUGUACUCUGUGUUGUGA
Seminavis robusta is the source of this 1866-nucleotide messenger RNA. The record is from the annotation of a GenBank genome assembly. Lineage: Eukaryota; Bacillariophyta; Bacillariophyceae; Naviculales; Naviculaceae.